UGUAUGUAUGUACUAACAAUAGAAUUUCAUCACACAGGCCACCAUUGUCAUCAUCUUCUGCCAACUGUUGCAUUACCCUCUUCGGCUGCUGAACCAGCCCCGUGUCAUCGCCGAGGUUCUCGGCGGCAUCUUGCUGGGUCCGUCGGUGAUGAUGCGAAUUCCGGGAUUCAAAGCCGCCAUCUUUCCCGAGGAGUCCUUACCCGUCUUCAACAAUGUGGCCAACUUGGGUCUGCUGGUCUUCCUCUUCCUGGUUGCCCUAGAGGUGGAUAUCCGUCUGUUCACCCAUAAUUGGAAAGCUGCCCUGAGCGUUGGUCUGGCCGGGAUGGUCCUACCCUUUGGCCUGGGCUUCGCCAUAGCCUAUGGCAUCUUCCACCAGUUCCAACCCGGCAACACCGAGCAUCCUGUAGGCUUCGGGACUUUCGGCCUCUUCGUCGGUACCGCUCUCGCCAUCACCGCCUUCCCCGUCCUUUGCCGCAUUCUCAGCGAACUGAAUCUGCUUCGUUGCGAUGUGGGUGUUACGGUAUUAGCUGCCGGCAUCGGCAACGAUGUGACCGGCUGGAUCCUCCUCGCCCUGUGCGUUGCAUUGGUCAACAACAGCAACGGCCUCGCUGCUCUCUGGGCUUUGUUAUGCUGCAUCGGCUGGACUCUGGUCCUGGUCUUCCUCGUCCGACCCCCUUUUAUGUGGGUCUUGAGACGGACGGGAAGCCUGCAGAACGGUCCUACUCAGGGCAUGGUCGCUUUGACCAUGCUCAUGAUACUCGUCUCGGCUUGGUUUACUGGUAUCAUCGGUGUUCAUCCCAUCUUUGGCGCAUUUCUGAUCGGCCUGAUUUGUCCGCACGACGGCGGUUUUGCCAUCAAGCUGACCGAGAAGAUCGAAGACCUGAUAUCGGUUCUGUUCUUGCCCCUGUAUUUUGCCCUCUCGGGUUUAAACACGAACCUGGGUCUUUUGAAUGACGGCAUCACCUGGGCAUAUGUCGUCGGCAUCACCGUGUGCGCCUUUGUCGGCAAGAUUGCGGGCGGCACGCUCGCGGCCAGGGCUAAUAAGCUCCUCUGGCGCGAGAGUCUGACAAUCGGCUGUUUGAUGAGUUGCAAGGGUCUGGUCGAGCUCAUUGUUCUGAACAUUGGUCUCCAAGCGGGUAUCCUGUCAGAAACCACCUUCACCAUGUUUGUUGUCAUGGCCUUGGUGACAACUGUCGCAACUACGCCCCUUACCAAGGCCUUGUAUCCGCCAUGGUACCAAAAGAAAGUCGAUAAAUGGCGGAGAGGGGAGAUCGACUGGGACGGGAACCCCAUCAGCUCUUCUGACUCUGACCAGCACCACGAGAAGCCCGUCGAAUCGCAAAUUCGUCGCCUCAUGGUGCACCUCCGUCUCGACAGUCUCCCGAGUUUGUUCACAUUCAUCGCCCUUCUCAGCCCCGAGAGUGUCUCCACGCCCGUGCCCGCCCAAUCAGAUGAAAAAGAAUCUGGGUCACAAAGCGAGGUGGUCCGGGUCAAGAAGAAGCCGCUUGAGGUUCACGGCCUGCGCGUCGUUGAACUCUCCAACCGUACAUCGUCGGUCAUGCAUCUGACUGAGGGGGAAGACUUUUAUUCUCUUCAAGACCCCGUCGUCAAUGCUUUCCUGGCCUUCUCCCAGCUCCACGAUGUUGCUGUUUCUGGCCGUGUCGCAGUCGUCCCAACCGACGCAUACGCUGAGACCCUCAUGCACCGAGCCUCGGAGGUCUCAUCGGACUUUGCACUGAUUCCCUGGGGCGAAUACGGAAGCGUAUCCGAUGACAUGUCCCUCCCAGUCAGCAUGAGCGGAAGCGAACGUUUCCGGCCAAACGCCAAUCUUGAGUUUAUCAGCCAAACGCUGCAGCAAGCCGCACAUACCUGCAACGCGGGCAUCUUCAUUGAUAACGGCUUUGGCGGUAUCACCAAAUCCGUCGACCGCCCGGGCCUCUCCCGCUCGAAGAGCGCUCUCUCCAUCCGCAGCUUCCGCACCGAGCUUGCCGCCCUCCCCGUGGCCAACAAGUCCCACCAUAUCUUCCUUCCCUUCUUCGGUGGACCCGACGACCGCGUUGCCAUUCGAAUCGUUCUGCAGCUCGCUCUAAACAAGCAUGUCACAGCCUCCAUCGUGCGUGUGAACUGGCCGACCUCGGCUCCAGCCGAAACCUCAACAGCCUCAGCAGCAGCCACCACCACCACCACGCACCCUCCCAACGCGCAGUCCGCACUCGCCCACCAAGAACAACUAGAUGCCGCCUUCUUCUCCACCAUGCGAGACUCACUUCCUGCUGACCUCGCCCCGCGCGUCGUCUUCAGCGAGCUCGACAUCAGUCCAUCUACCGCAGUCCCCACGGCGCUCACCGAGAUCUUAUUGCUGGCCCAGAGAACUGUAGGGCAGACACCCAAAAACGCGGGCGACGUGGUUGUCUUGGGCAGGCGGAUUAGCCGGUUUGGUGAUGCCGUUCCGGGCUCCGCGGAUGUGCAGGGUACAGGUGGAAGUGCCGCAGGUGGGAGUGGUGCGGUUGGUGGCGGUGGUCCCGCCGGCGCUGGUGCUGGUGCUGGCGGUGGUGAUGGCGGCGGAAGCACGGAUCUGAGGAGGACGGUGGGUGCUGUUGCGGAGAAACUAGUCACGACUGGGGUGAAGGCAAGUAUAUUGGUUGUGCAGGCUGGGGGGAGGGGUUUGGAUGCUGUUUACGCUUAGGAAUGUGUGCUGGGUUUGUUUACCUUGGUUUGGCUUAAAUAAAUGGCUUAGGGGGUAAGGUUCUUCCUUUCUUCAUUCACACCUUUCUUUUCCUCCCGCCCCUUUUUUCUUACCUCUCAAUAGGGUAUUCAAUUGGUUGCUAGGGUACGCUCGGUUCCGAUGUUGGCGGUUUGGGUUUAAGGCUCGGUUCCCUUGACGAUGAUCGGAGCAGCAUGACGAUGACAAUGUUGCAUAUGGCGUCAC
This is a messenger RNA of Thermothelomyces thermophilus ATCC 42464, 2929 nucleotides long. RefSeq lists its product as uncharacterized. Gene Ontology annotation, molecular function: antiporter activity. Bases 152 to 2686 code for a protein of 844 amino acids. Gene Ontology annotation, biological process: proton transmembrane transport. The record is from RefSeq and is a predicted model, not a curated record. The transcript has 6 exons. Lineage: Eukaryota; Fungi; Ascomycota; Sordariomycetes; Sordariales; Chaetomiaceae. Gene Ontology annotation, cellular component: membrane.